This is a messenger RNA of Oldenlandia corymbosa var. corymbosa, 3885 nucleotides long. NCBI's taxonomy places the organism in Eukaryota, Viridiplantae, Streptophyta, Magnoliopsida, Gentianales, Rubiaceae. The record is from the annotation of a GenBank genome assembly.
AUGCCUAAAGCUACGAAUUCUAGUUCGUCAUUAGCAACUUGUCGUAAUGGUCAACCUAAGAGGGCAUCUCCGUAUGAGAAAAACCCUAAUCCGAAGAACAAGAAAUUAGAAGAAGAAUGGAAAGAGAUCAAAUGUCCAAUCUGCUUCGAUCACCCGCACAACGCCGUGUUAUUGAUCUGUUCGUCGAACGAAAAAGGUUGCCGGCCGUACGUCUGCGACACCAGCGCCCGGCACUCGAAUUGUUUCUCUCAGUAUUGUAGGUCACACUCGGUUAUCCCGUCCAAAACCCGAACCCGACCCGAAUUAAGUCACAAUGAUGAUGAUGGUGAUCGGAAGUACCUAAACAAGUUCGUGAGCUACGGGGGAGAAAAGGGUUCUUGCGGUGGGCCGGGUCGUAACCCAUCCGAAUGCCCGUUUUGUCGGGGCGAGAUCCGGGGAUGGAUCCGAUUAGGAGAUAUCCGUAGGUUUAUGAAUUCGCUAGUACGAGAAUGCGCGCUGGAAUCAUGUGAGUUUUCUGGUACAGAAUUGGAGUUAAGGAAACAUGCCCGAAUCGAACAUCCAAAUUCGAGGCCAACAUUCUUGGUUGAUGAAGAAGAAGAUGAUGGAGAAUAUGAUUAUUAUGAUAGUAACGUGGGUGAUGUAUAUAUUGAAGAAGAAAUCCUUGAUCAAUACGAUCUUGAGAUUGUACGGAUCGCGGUGCCAUUGUAUGAACUCGACGAUUGUCCUUUAUGGCGAGUGGUGUCUUCAAGUGACUAUUUAAGAGGGAUGCAAGAACUUUAUCCCGCGGACAACGUUAUGUAUUAUCGGAUAGAUUUCCGACGAGGAGUAAAGAUCGACAUACAUGUCCAUCUGGAUAAUCGUCUAAUUGAGUGUCAAAUUAACGGUUCAUUUGGCAAUACUAUGAGUGUUACAGAUAGUUACUUUAAUAAUAGAGAACGUGAAAGUGUGAACUGCGUGCGAUUCUGCUCCGGGGGAGAGGAAAUGAAGAGCUCCAGCUCGAGUGGCGACGUAAAGGACUUGCUCGAAGCCAUUCAAUCUUCUGAUGUUGUUGAGAAUCGAGUUCAACUUCUUACCACUCUUGGAGAGUUGGAGAUAAUUGAUAAAUGUGAAGUGGCUUCUCUUGUUGGGGCAUUAACAGCAAGCGUUUGGUGCCGUAAACAUUUACAGAUGACUCUGAUGUCAACUGAGGAAUCUCAAGAAGAAGAGCACAGCGUCCUGUUUUAUCAGUUGCUCAUCAAUUUGCUGAGCUAUUCAGCUUCCUGCUUUUCCAAUUUGGCAAGGAAUUCUUUCUCUAUCAGUAAGGAGGUGAUUCCGACAGUUGAGAGUUUUAUUUCAGAACUAUUAAGCGUGGCAAAAGAUGCAUUAUCGGCUGUAAAAAGAAUAGAUGCAGUUGGUUCAGAAAUUCAGAAGAUUGCGCAUCUCGUCCUUGAUGCUGUGAUUCAAUUAUGUAAGAUGUAUUGUCAAGGUGCACAUCUGGGUUCGGAAAGUUUGAGAAGGGAGGAGGAAAAACAGCUCAUAAGUAGUGAUAAGUCUAGCGACACAGACCAUGCUAUGAUGAUCACGAAAAUUACUGUAGAUAAGUUAUGUGAAAUCGGCAUCCUUGCUGCUAAUGAUGGCGGCAGUCUUGUAACUAUACUUAAUCUUUCUUGGAAAGGUGUUGUUACCUUACUCCAGCUUGGCAAGGGUGCAUUAGCUACAAUGGUGGAUGUAGCGAGCGUAAUUCUGACUCUAAUUUCCCUGGCCAAUCAAUCCUUGAAGUGUGCAGCCGACAGUUGGUCACUGAAACUAGAAGAAGCUAUCCAACUCGCAGAAGCUAAAAGGAUUUUCCUUCCUGUAAAAUUUUACCUGAUUAAUGCAGUGCGUAUUAUCUCUCAAUACCCGGCCCAAGCAUUUUCUGUAUACAAGGAAGUUAUAGGGUGUGUUAUUUCAAUAUCAUGUUUUAAAGUUUGUUUGAGCAAGGAGGAACAUCUAAAAUUUGCAGCAGAAGCUUUGGGUGAAAUUCUGGAGCCCACAUCUUUUCAUCUACUCAAUUCCAUCCUCCAUUCAUUGCAAAGCAAACAAGAGGAGAGGUUUCAGGUUUUGGACUGGUUACUUGGUGAUGAAAUUGACCAAAAGUUAGUUCCACUGAUUGCAAGGAACAAUGGUGUGCUUAACUCAACGGGUAUGGACCAUCAUUUGAGAUCUGAUGCAAGAGAUGGAACAUUGUCUCUUGGUCAAGUUAACUUGUACCUUUAUCUUCUCAGAAGUUCUGCUGGUUUUGAAGAUCAUACCAAAGUUUGGAUUGCUGGAAAACUUCAGUGGUUGUUGGAUGUCAUUAUGGAUGAGGAUGUAUAUGGUGUUACUCUUAGCGUGCAAGUUCACAUGACCUAUGCUUCAAGCCAGGACCAGAAGGCAGUUUACCAGCCUUUUUUGCAUUCGAUACUUGAUGCACUAAAAACAUUCAUGGUGAUAAUGUCUUCAAAUCCAGCAUGGACCGAGAUAGAAUAUUUCCUUCUGCAGAACUUAAUGCAUCCACACUUUCUUUGCCAAGAGAUUGUUAAUGAUCUUUGGUGCUUCAGGUUACGACAUGCUGAGGUAGGUUCUGUCGAUAACAUCAUUGACAAGCUUUGCACAUUGCUAGCUUUCGCAGCUUCUGCAGAAUCAGUAGUUAGUCCUGGCAGUGGUCUGCGACAGAUUGCAAGGUCUAUCUGUUUGAUGGUCACCUAUGGUUCACAUGCAGUGGCAGAUCGAGUUUACAAUUUUGUUGCUGGAGAGAACAAAUCUCAGAACUCAUUAAGCAUGUAUACUGCCCUCCUCAUGGAAGGCUUCCCCUUAAAUUUACUUCCAGAACGAACUAGAAGUAAAGCAAAGCAAAGAAUUGUAACAGAUUAUUUUGAUUUUGCGGAGAGCUUUACUAGUGAACAACAAAGAGUAGCUGGUUUUGAAACUUAUGGUGCUCCGGUGUUUGCUCUCUCAGCCACUUUACAGUCACAGCAGGUUAGCCUAUCUGAUACAGAAAUGAAGUCCUUGAAGUUUAUGGUUGCUAUUAUCUCAAAGUACAAAAUUGCCAAUGACAACAAAUUGAAGAACAUCUACUGCAUGCUUCUCAGUGAAGUCCUAGGAAUUAUUUCUCACAUGCAUAACUUGUAUUCAACUGAUGACAUGGAAGCAGUCAUUUUGGAACUCCAGAACCUCUUCAUCUCAAGGUCGUCAUUAACAGCAACAGCAGGUGGUCCCUUAUUCCUCUGCAAGCCCAAUCUUACUAACUUUAUGUCUGGUCUUGGUCACAUGGAGCUGGUGGAGAAUGAUGACAAUGCAAAGAGUGCUGCUGUUUGGGGGUUAUAUCACAUGAUAUUGAGGGAACAACACUGGGCCUUAGCUCACUUAGCAAUGACCGCUUUUGGAUAUUUUGCGGCUCACACAUCUUGCAAUCAACUCUGGCGAUUUCUACCUCCGGAUGCUGCUCUUUCAUUUGAUUUGGAUUCUGGAAAUGAAGCAGAUGAGGAAAGGUUCAUGUCCGAGUUGAGGGGAUAUCUUCAGAAAGAAUCUGCUUCCCUUGUGGCAAAGUGUACCCCUGAUCACAUAUCAAUGCUUGCAGUAGAAGGCUUGAAGCUAAAAGACAGAGUAGUGGAACAAAGUUCAAACGUCAGAGAGGUUGCUGUACCAAUUGAUGCCAUGGAGAUUGAUGAAGAAAAUCAAGGCAACAAGAAAAGGAAGCUUCCUGAUGGAAUAAGUGAAGGAGUUGAGUUGCUGCAGAAUGGUUUGAAAGUUAUGAGUGAUGGUCUUUCCCAGUGGGAGCAAAAUCAAAUUGACCUAACGGGCGAGAUUCGUGAAAAGUUUCUUACGCAUUUUUCUCGCCUUGAAGACGUGGUCUCAAACUUGGUUAGCCUAACUGGUGAUUGCUAA